This is a messenger RNA of Cladocopium goreaui, 467 nucleotides long. The record is from the annotation of a GenBank genome assembly. Lineage: Eukaryota; Dinophyceae; Suessiales; Symbiodiniaceae.
GUGUUGGCGUUGCCGAGCUGCAAAAGGCUUUAGAGGAUGGCAUGUUGGUUUGUGGGAGAAAUUUGCACGGUGACACCGGAAUGCUGUCUCACAAAGUCGGUCAUGUUACGUGGACGACCGCUGUUGCUUCAGCCGUGCCGCUGAUUGAGAAAGUGGCUCCGCUUUUGCGAGAGCUACUUCGUCUAUGCCCGAACACCUUGAUCCCGGGAAAGAAACUGGAUCUAGCGCUCAUGGGCUGCCACAAGGCCAUCAGUGGGUCUGCCAAAUUCGAGAUGAAGGAUGCUGAAAGUCUGAGCGAAAAACUUCGCCAGUUGAGUGGAAAAAUCAGAAAAAUGACUGAUGGAAAGGAAUAUGAAAGGGCCAUGCAGAAAGCAACUGUGGGCCAACACAAGAUCGUGCGCGAGCUUCUGUCCUUGGUGAGCUACAAAGAGCACCGAAACAGUUUGGGUACCGACAGCCAGGACUAA